Messenger RNA from Purpureocillium lilacinum, 1551 nucleotides. RefSeq lists its product as uncharacterized. Lineage: Eukaryota; Fungi; Ascomycota; Sordariomycetes; Hypocreales; Ophiocordycipitaceae. The record is from RefSeq and is a predicted model, not a curated record. Gene Ontology annotation, molecular function: oxidoreductase activity, acting on paired donors, with incorporation or reduction of molecular oxygen; iron ion binding; heme binding.
AUGCCGUCCAUCCACGCCAGCACAUCCGAGCUGUUCACGCACCUAACAGUCAGCAAUAUUUGCGUAGCCGCUGGUUGCGCCUUUGCUCUGUCGCUCCUGUAUCUUUACGUUCGCGCCCUGUAUCUGGUCUUUUUCCACCCACUUAGCCGCAUCCCGGGCCCCAAGUAUGCCGCCUGUAGCAGACUUCCGUAUGUGCGCAAUCAGUUGCGCGGCGACCUCGUGAAGUGGCUUCAUUCCCUGCACCAGCAGUACGGCGAUGUUGUGCGCAUUGCCCCAGAUGAGGUGUCAUUCAUCUCCAAUGUUUGGCAGGAUGUAUACGCUGCGCACAAUGGCGAAAAGGCCACCAAGGGAACCUACCUGAAGGACCGACGGUGGUUUGCGGCGCCGUACAACAACACAUGGUCCAUCCUUCAAGCAGACGCUGAGGCUCACCCGCGCAUGCGCAAAAUGAUUGCGCCAGCCUUCUCCGACAAGGUGCUGCGUGAGCAGGAGGCAAUGAUCCAGGAGUAUGUGGAACUGUUCGUGCUUCGGCUCCAUGAGCAGACGGAGAACGACUCGAAAGGUGAUGUCGACAUGGUGAAGUGGUUCAACUUCUUCACUUUCGACAUCAUCGCCGACAUGACAUUUGGUGAGUCGUUCAACUGCCUUCGGGACAGCGACUACCACCCUUGGGUCCGAAUGCUCUUCAAGUCUGUCCGGGCCAUUUCUCUUAACAGCGCCAUCCGUCGAUACCCAUUCUUUCAGGCAAUUGUGAAGCGUCUGGCACCGAAGAACUUGCUCGAGCAGCGCCGGCAGUUUAACCAGUUCGUCUUCGACCGAGUAGGCGAACGUCUCGCCUCUGAGUCGUCGCAUCCCGACCUCAUGUCCCACAUCAAGAAGUUCAAGGACGAGCCAAAGGGAAUGAACCGUGACGAGAUUGACAGCAACGCCAACAUCCUGCUUGUAGCGGGUAGCGAGACAACUGCUACGCUGCUGUCCGGGUGCACCUACAUGCUUUUGUCGAACCCGGAAAAGCUCGCGAAGCUCACGAAGGAGGUCCGUGGCACGUUCAACCACCCGUCUGAGGUCACCAUCAAGGCGGUUAGCAACAUGCCCUACCUCCACGCCGCCCUUUCCGAGGCGCUGCGCAUUUACCCCCCGAGUCCUGCGGGGUUCAUGCGCAUCGUGCCAGGCAACGGAGACAUGAUUGGAGGCCACUGGAUACCCGGAGGAACAUCCGUUUCGGUCUCCCAGUGGCCGGCAAAUCACUCUGAUAGCAACUUCACGAUGCCCAACUCAUUUGUGCCCGAGCGCUUUCUUGGUGACCCGCGAUUCGAGAAGGACAAUACUUCGGUCCUGAACCCAUUCUCCGCGGGUCCUCGUAACUGCCUCGGCAAAUCUCUUGCCAAUGUGGAGAUGCGCUUGAUCAUGGCGAGACUGCUCCUAGACUUUGACCUCGAGCUGAUUGACCCCGAACAAGACUGGCUUGACCAGAAGUCCUUCACUCUGUGGGAGAAGCUUCCUCUGAUGGUUCGCCUCAAGCCAGUUCGCAGGUAUACUGCACCGGCAUGA